Molecule: messenger RNA, 1952 nt
Organism: Spodoptera frugiperda (fall armyworm)
Lineage: Eukaryota; Metazoa; Arthropoda; Insecta; Lepidoptera; Noctuidae
Exons: 1
Coding region: 227-1597 (456 amino acids)
Source: RefSeq, a predicted model, not a curated record
UUACCGACAGGGACGGUCACGUCGCGCGCGCCAAACACAAUAAAACAAGUUAUUUAACCUUAAAUACUACAAAAACUAUAAUUCUCAGUUAUUUUAAAGUGUUUAAGUGUAACUAAAAACAUUAAACAGUGGUUUCGAGUGUGUUUUAUAGUGAUUUUGACUGUAAAAUAUCCAUUGUUCUGUGGUUAACUUCGAAAUUGUUGUAAACAAUGAUUGCUUAGUUAUAAUGGAAGACGUGUACACAAUUAAAGUCAAAACUAAACCCGAUACAAGGAACUUGUAUCCGUCUGAGAGGCGGUAUUCUGCGUCCACAGUGUCAGGGCUGGCUUGGGUGCAUAUUGCAUUGGCUGCAACGUCCUUUCUUCUCGCCUGCCUAGCGUUAGUCAGCCCGAAUUCCAACGUACACCCAUCAAACAACAUCACACAAGAAAAUACCAUACUCCAAAGCGAAAACACGCCAAUCUUAUUACAAAAUGAAAACACAAACGGCUCGCUUUACGAAAAUGAUUUCGAUAAUGAGACACAACUAAAUUCGGUAAACGAAACGAAUUUAAAUUCAAGUGUCAACGGAAAUCCGUUAAAUACGAAUGGAACAACAACGGAAUUUAACGGAAAUGAGACGGAUAGUAAUUAUAUUUUGGUUUUAGCGCCGGCUUUGAUCACGGUAUUUGGUUUGGCUGCGGGGGUAGCAAGCAUAUUGGCAUCUGUGAGGUGGUACAUAGACCAUAACAUCACCUGGCUAUUUGUCAUAUCAUGCCUCUCAUCCUUGAUCUCUCUCACUUCUUUCAUCAUGAUUACUGUCUGGUUCAUCACGACAUCAGACGGGGACAUCACAGAGUUCUACAAGGACAAAGUCCCUUUCAAAGACUAUUUUGUAGUCAAACACAGCGAUAUUAUAACCAAGAAUGAAUCCCACAUGAUCGUCGCAUUAAACACACGCACGGAACCCGAAGAAACGCCGAAUUUAUUCACGAAACGAGUGCUUUCAAUAAACAUAUUAAUUGCAGCCUUUUUAGAACUUCUAUGGUCUAUUCUAAGUGUGAAAAUAGCUUAUAAAGGCAUGAAAAACACUUAUAAAGAUGACAAUGAACGGAGAGGUAAUUGCAUAUCUGUUGUGACAAAAAUAAAGGGGAAUGAUACAAGGAAGAUGCCACGAAAUGGAAAGCUUCUACCACCGAAACCAGACUUAAUUGAUCACUACCCAAGUAAGAAAAUUAAGAGGAUCUUCCUAGCACAGUCUGAGAACGGAUUCUAUUUGAAAAAUGAAGGGAAUAAGGCGAAACAGAAUACAGAAACAAGCUCAGAAUUUUACAAAGAAAGGAUGAUGAACUUUCUGAAUAGAUGCGCGUCUUUAGAAGGCAUGUCUAACAUAGAAAAUACUUCUAGCGUACAUUCUGAUGCUUUGAACCCAAUCCCUGAAGGAAUAACGGUGGAAGCUGCUUCUCCAGAGCCACUUCCUGAGCUAAAAGACCGUAUGACGCCCGUCAGCUGGGGAGACUCCCCUGACCAUACGAUCUAUAACCAAAAUACACUGAAUUUGGACAAAAUAUUCAAGUUUAAGCCGACUCAAAAUAAAAGUGAGUGUGAUAAUGAAUAGUGCGUGCUAAAUAAGUGAAAUUGACAAUUUUUCGUGACAUGUGGACACGCAAACGCUUUGUGAUUAGUUCGUGUAUUUUUGUAUUGUUUUGUUUAAGCCUCGUAUUCAUGGUAAACAUUUUGCUUAGCAACAGUUGAUCAAUGUUGUUGAUGAAUAGCGAGAAUGCUGCUGGAAACUUUGUUUAAACUAAUAUAAACUGAUGUUUUCGCUCGCCGGGCGUCAACUCUGCAGCAUGGCGCGAUCAACUCCGCAACAUAAGUGUUGCCCGCAACAUGUUUAUGCAACCAUGUUGCUAAACAAAAUGUUUACCAUGAAUACAAGGCUUUAGAAACAGUCUUCUCCUAAUUUUUGGGGA